CAAUGAGUUUAAAAUAUUUAUACCAUUGAAAGCCUGUAUUAAUUAUCAUUUCAUUGCUGCUAAAAAUGAAUAAAAGAUCCGUACAAACGACCUACAUUACAAGAAAAAAUCGUUGCGAAUAAAUUUUAUUUGUGAUUUAAAUCUACUUUCAUUGUCACGACAAUUAAAAACUUCUCAACAAAUACGAAGAGCGAAAGCAGGAAACCGGAAAUAUCGAAUAAUGGAAAUGAAUUAAGUGCGAAACAAAUAAAAUAAAUAACCGGAGACAAACACAAUUCCGCAGAGCGUGGUUAAAGAAUAAAAAAAAGUGUUGAUAAAGGCGCUUUGAUAUCACGCGCCCUUCUUAAAAACAGUUCAAGAGCCAAUUAGGAAAAUUGAAAAGGAUACGCAUUAAUAAGAGAAUUGCUGUGUGUUGAACGACUUUGACGAGGUCGCGAAGACUGACGGGAAGGCACAUAAAAAUAAAAGAAGGAAAGAAAGGAAGCAAGAAAGAAAGAAAAGAAAAAAAAAGUUUUGUCAAAUCAGAAUCAUGACACGAAGUCAAAAAUUCUUUCUUUGCGUUUAUGGUUAAGUGAUUCGUGACACCAAGUAAUAAAGAAGAUAAAUAAAAAAAAGAACCAACGAAAGAAUCUUCCCAAAUAAGGAAGGAAGUUAUGAUGCAUAGAAUGUGGGAGUAAGAAUAAAAUCGCGAACAUUUCAACCUUUAACUGUGAUUACCUUGAUAACAUCAAGCAAGGCAGGAAAAAAAGAAUAUUUGAAAGCAGUUAAGCGGUGUAUUUGAAAUCGCAUUUUCAAUAAGGAAAGGAUAAUGUGCAGGGAAUAUUAUUGUUAUAUCUGAUAUCAAGUGUUAUUUAGUGGCUUUUAAAUCGCAAUCAAAAUUUAUCGACGACAAGGGAGGGAGAAGACUCGUUUUUCUCAUUUUUUAACACUAAAAGUGUGGAGACGAGCCAGGAUUUUUUUAAUAAUCAAUGCCAUGAUUUUUACCUUCCUCCUGAUCAUAUCGAAUGGUGUUCUCAUAAGCAGUAUUCAAUCAAAUGAAGAACAUCCAAACGAAACCAACUCAUAUAUUCAAGAUAGAGACACGCCAAAAUUUGGUGAACCAAUCCAAAAUCAGACGAUAGCAGUGGGACGAGAAGCUGUUUUUAGUUGUGUAGUGGAUAAUUUACAAACCUAUAAAAUUGCGUGGCUGAAAGUCGACACUCAGACAAUUCUAUCAAUUCAAACACAUAUAAUUACCAAGAAUCAUCGAAUGACUGUAUCGCAUGUCGAGAAUCGUGCUUGGGUUCUUCGAAUCAAAGAAGUAAAAGAAUCUGACAAAGGAUGGUACAUGUGUCAAAUCAACACAGAUCCAAUGAAGAAUCAAGUUGGUUUUUUAAAUGUUGUGGUGCCUCCAGACAUUCUGGACUACCCCACAAGUACCGACAUGGUAGUUAGAGAAGGAAGCAAUGUAACACUAAAAUGCGCAGCUAGAGGCUCUCCAACACCAAAUAUCACGUGGCGUCGUGAAGGUAGUGAACCAAUCGCGUUAGCAGGAAACAAAGAAGUGACCAGCCAUAACGGAUCAAUACUCAGCAUAUCUCGUGUAAAUCGCUUGCAUAUGGGUGCAUACUUAUGUAUAGCUCAGAAUGGUAUACCGCCGAGUGUUUCGAAGAGGGUGAUGUUAAUAGUUCAUUUUCCUCCAAUGGUUUGGAUUCAAAAUCAACUUGUUGGAAGUGCAAUCGGACAAAAAAUCACGCUCGAAUGUCAAUCGGAAGCUCAUCCAAAGUCAAUUAAUUAUUGGAUGAAAAACGACACGAUCAUUACAAACGCCUCAUUGAAAGAAUUUAUUGACUUAGAAGCUCAACAAGUUCAAAAAUUAAUGUUUCGUCGAGCCAUUGACAAAACCCUUCGCAAUCUCUUAAAUAAAUCGAGAAUGUUUUAUCAUCGUUCAAGUGCUAUCUGCUUGAAAAAGCUCCUUGAGUAUCCUGAUGAGGGAAAACGCUACGAGCCAGUUAACAUAGACAACACUUACAAAGUUGUUAUGAAGCUUACCAUCAAUUCAGUGAGUCAAGGUGAUUUCGGUUCCUAUCGUUGUGUCAGUAAGAAUUCUCUUGGAGACACAGACGGCUCGAUUAAGCUUUAUCAUAUACCGCAAGCUACGAUGCAGACUACACUUCCGCCAACAACAACAACUACCACCAAAAUGAUAACAACAACAUCUGUCCACAGGAAUGAAAAUAUGAUUGAUAAAAUGUCGAAUUACAAAUCAAUCGAUGAUUAUUUAAUAUUGAAAAACGUUGGAGGAACUUCGGGUCAGAAUUGGAAUGCAGACAGCCGAGACAGGGAUCAUCGCCUGCAAAGUGAAAGCAUAGCAAGUACAGAAGUUCAAAAAAUGAAUGAACAUGAGAUAUCUUCUUCAACAAGUCUGCUGUCGUCAAAAACAUUAGCAUUAAUUUAUUCUCUUUAUUGUUAUCUUUAUAUUUAA
This is a messenger RNA of Clunio marinus, 2464 nucleotides long. The record is from the annotation of a GenBank genome assembly. Lineage: Eukaryota; Metazoa; Arthropoda; Insecta; Diptera; Chironomidae.